Molecule: messenger RNA, 582 nt
Organism: Lepisosteus oculatus (spotted gar)
Lineage: Eukaryota; Metazoa; Chordata; Actinopteri; Semionotiformes; Lepisosteidae
Product: cystatin-B
Cellular component (GO): cytosol
Molecular function (GO): cysteine-type endopeptidase inhibitor activity
Source: RefSeq, a predicted model, not a curated record
AAGAGUGGUACAGUCCGGUAAAGUCAUAUGAUCCAGGCCGCCUCAGAGACACGGAAGUGUCAGUGUUUUUUUUUUAAAGUUAAGUGCGCAGUUAUAGCUCUACUGCGGGAGUGUUUCAUUCAUUACUGGUCCAUCACUGCCCUUUUUUGUCAAGAUGCCUAUGUUGCGCGGAGGAACCAGCGAGGCCAAACCCGCCACCGCAGAGGUGCAAGCGAUCUGUGACGAGGUGAAGGUCCAGGCGGAAGAAAAGGCUGGAGAGAAGUUCCAGGUCUUCACUGCGAAGGAGUUCAAGUCGCAGGUGGUGGCUGGGACCAAUUACUUCAUUAAGGUGCACGUGGGAGGAGAGGAUUACCUGCACAUCCGUGUUUACGAGACCCUGCCUCAUGCAGGAUCAAAGCUGAGCCUCCACAGUAUUCAGACCUCCAAGGCCCAGCAUGAUGAGAUUGUGUAUUUCUGAUCCUGCAGUGCUGUUGUCCAGAGCCUCACAGUGAAGAAUGCUGUCAUCACUACGCUUCCAGUAUGUUUUGUAAUUAUGCAGUCAUCUCUGUUGCACAUUAAAAUUAAGUUUCAAAGACCUUAAAA